Paramecium pentaurelia is the source of this 1083-nucleotide messenger RNA. Lineage: Eukaryota; Ciliophora; Oligohymenophorea; Peniculida; Parameciidae. The record is from the annotation of a GenBank genome assembly.
AUGAAUCAAUAAAGAUUAGACAAUAAUAUAAAUUAGUAGUCAGGAUUAGAUUCCUUGCUUUAAACAUGGUGGUAAUCACAUCUAUUUGGAACAAAAGUUAUCUUAACAAUUUCAUCAAUUUUUGGAUUAAUUGAUCUAUUUACACAUUAUACCUUUAAUUUCUUCAGUAAUUCCCCAAAUUCAACAUUACCUUUUUAAAUAUGGAGAUUAUUUUUUGCAGAUUUUGUUCAUUGUAUAAUGAAAUUUUAUAAUAUACUUUAGAUUACAGUAUUGAUAUGAUAUUAGCAAUAAUAUGUAUUUCUAAUAAAUUCAAAGAGUUCGAAAUAAAAAACAGCACAAUUUCAUUCAUUAUCAUCAUUUUUAUUUUAGGUUUUAUCACUUAAGUAUAAAAACAAAUAUAUCAUUUUAGACAAUUUGCCUUUUAUUAUAAUUUUUCUUCUCCUUCAUUUAUACUCCUUUCUCUUAUAAACCAGCAUAUAGUUUAUGGAACUAUUUCAUAUUCUUCAUUAUUCAAGAGUAUCAAUUAUCAUUUUAUUUUAAGUUGUCUUAUGAUACCAAAUGGAUAAAGUCAAUUAUUGAUUUUUCCAAUUUAACUAAAAAAUAAAUAUUAUUCAAUUUUGUUUGUUAUUCUCUUUAGUUUAAUUCAGCAAUCUUUGACUUUUAUUAGUUCAUCAAUUGUUGCUAUUAUUUAUUAUCUAUUUUAAGAUAAUUUUACUUUUUUGCCAGCAGUAUAUAAAUCAUUUUUAUAAAGACUAUUUAAAAAAUAGAAAACGGAAUUAUUUUUAAACAUUUUAUAGAGCAAAUAGAUUUUAAAAGAAUUUAAAAUUAUUAAGAUUAAUUGGAAUAUAGUAUUGAUUCUAGAGUAUUACCAUAAAUAUAAACACCUCCUGCUAAGUUUUAUUUAUAGAUUUUUAUAUUAGAUUAACAAUUGAAGGAAGUGCUCCAUUUCCACCAUCUCUUUUACUCUAAGAAUUGCAAAAGUAAUUAAAUGUUAAAGGUUUAAAAAAUCAAGAAAGAAUUUAAAAGGAAGAAGAUGAAGAAUAAAAAUAAAUGGAAUAAAAGAAAGAAGAAUACGAUUUAUGA